This is a messenger RNA of Bombus pyrosoma, 463 nucleotides long. It is a transcript of the gene Cks30A, whose product is annotated as cyclin-dependent kinases regulatory subunit. Gene Ontology annotation, biological process: regulation of mitotic cell cycle. Bases 131 to 370 code for a protein of 79 amino acids. Gene Ontology annotation, cellular component: SCF ubiquitin ligase complex; cyclin-dependent protein kinase holoenzyme complex. Lineage: Eukaryota; Metazoa; Arthropoda; Insecta; Hymenoptera; Apidae. Gene Ontology annotation, molecular function: histone binding; protein kinase binding; cyclin-dependent protein serine/threonine kinase activator activity. The transcript has 3 exons. The record is from RefSeq and is a predicted model, not a curated record.
ACAUCCGUUAAACUUUCAAAUUUGUGGGUAUACGUUGUAGAAGGAAGGUUUUCGAAAACACUCGGCUGCGUUUUAUAGUGUUUAGUGGUGAAUUGCCUCGAGCAUUUGUGAUAAUUCUGAUUGGAUUAAGAUGUCGAACAAGAUGUAUUAUUCAGAUAAAUACUACGAUGAUAAAUACGAAUAUAGGCAUGUAGUACUACCAAAAGAAAUGAUUAAAUUGGUUCCAACUACUCAUCUCCUCUCGGAACAAGAGUGGAGAGCUAUUGGUGUUCAACAAAGUCAAGGAUGGGUUCAUUAUAUGAUUCAUAAGCCAGAACCUCAUAUUUUACUCUUUAAAAGGAAAAUAACAUCUCCACCGCCAGAAAAUUAAUUGUACUGACAGCAAUGUAACAAUUUGUAAAUAAUACUCCAAAUCAUUGUUAAUAUUCAUAAAACAACUCAAUUAUAGCAGCUGAUCAUUCUA